GGUGUCGAAAGCUAUGAGGUGACUGCCAAACACGGCCAAACAGCUGCGUGAUCCGUCAAUUAACGUUCACAGAUUGUAUCGGGCACUGCCAGGAACGGCGGCGGAGCGACAGGGAGCGACACACGCCGCGUCUCUGCGGGCGGGCAGUGACAUCAUUUGCACUCGGGAAGCGCUUGCCACUCGGUUUCUGUGACGUCGGACGGGGCGCGUCCGCGUCAUGGCGGGCGAUCGUUAUAUAAGGGCGGUGGACGGGGUUCAUCCUUACCUUUCCCCCAUCAUCUCACGACUGCUCACGACCACUCCAACCCGAAUACUGUUCUUUCUGACGACUGUAACGAUUUUCUAAUAUGUCUCUCCCACAAGCAACGAAGGACAUCUCCGACCACCCCGCGUCCGGCUCCGUCGCCCAGCCGCACGACAAGCGCGAGCAGGCCGCCGACGUCGACCGCAAGCUUCGCUUCUACGGCGUCAUCCAGGCGCUGCGCGAGUCGCGCAUGCCGUCCAACACUCAGAUCGACGCGGCUCUCACCUACGCCCUCGGCCACUCCCCCGUCGACCUCAACGCGCUCAGCCCCGACGGCCAGAGGCUCGUCCAGGACACGCGUGACAUCAUCGAGACCGCGCGCCUCAUGGUCCUGAAGAAGAACGCAGACGAGCUGUUCCAGAACUUCGUCUGGCACACUCGUGCCGUCGACACCGCGCCCGCGAAGAACAUCGCGAACUCAGACAACGUCCCCAUCGACCAACAAAAGGUCAAGCAAGAUGGCCAACAGGCCGUCACCCACCUUCGCACGCUGCUCAGCCUCGUCAUGACGAACGCGGAGGUCCGCAAGCUCGUCGCGGACUUUAGCGUCAUCGGCCGCGACCUGCUCGCCCGUGGCGCUGGCAAGCUCGCCGAGGCUGCUCGUCCCGACGAGGAACGGCUCGCGCAAGUUGACGACACGGCCCCGCGGGACCAGUUCGUCACCGAGGGAGGCCGUGUCGCUGGCCCUGAUGAGACGCCGGUUGUCGAGGCACGCAUCCCCGGUACCGAGACGCGUGUCGCUCAGCACCCCAAGGCUGAGAUCGGCCAGGGUGCAACUGUCAAACAAGCAAAUGGCGAGGUGAAGAGCGGCGACCAAGCUGCGCGCGAGGCACAAAGGAAGAAGGACGAGCUGAAGGGCGAGACCUUCCGCCAAAAGGACGACACUCUCAACGCGGUCGGCGGUGACCCCGUCCCCGGUGACGCAGGUGAAGCGGAGGUCAAGAAGAAUGGCCUGAUGAACAAGAUUCGCGGCGUCCGCGACCAAUUGAACGACAAGGUACCGCAAGAGCAUAAGGAUCGUGCCAACGAGCACGUCGAUCGCGCGAGAAACUUCCUUAGCGAUGAGUACUUCCCACCUGAGCGCCGUGACCAGUUCAUCUACCGACUCAAGAAGGUGGUGAUCGAGUGCCAGAAUCACAAAGAUUACCAGGAGAGCAUCACAUGGCUGCUCGGCUGGCUGGAGGAAUACGUGGAACACGGGAAGACGACUGCUUCGAAUGUCAAGGACAAUCACAACGAUCUGCACUCGCAGGGCUCGACGCAGCAGGCACUCGGAGAGCUCCGCACACUCCUGGAACGCUUCGCCAACGGCAUGAGCAUGGGUGUUGUCGGCGAUGCCAUCCAGGCGCUCUAUCAAGACUCGAAGAACGACCCUGAGCUCAGGCAGUGGUUCACGGACUGCGAUUCGUACGCUCGCAGGGUAUUGAUGGAGGCCGGCUUCGUGCUGGAGCCACAGUGCAAUAACCAGGGCAACGAGCUGCUCGAUCGUGGACGGGCAUUCUACGAUGGAAAGUACCAGGCACACUUUGACAACCUGCUCGGCAGUUUGACGGAUUGGUUCACUGCAUUCGGCGACGACCCGUUGAACCAGCGCUUUGGCACCGAUUGGGCGCGCUUGACCAAAGACUUACUGUUCGACAGCGAGGGAAGCCUGAAGUACAAACCCGAGCUUUGGAUGGACAUACGCAAGGUCAUCUUGCCGACCAUCAUCGACAGGGUUGGCUACGUCCCUAUCCCGCGCGUAGAGUACACGGACGACGCGCUCGACCUCGUCAUCGAGAACCUCGCGCUCAGCGGGCGCAACCUCUUCCCGAACCUCGUCAGCGUGGAGGCACACAACUUCCUCAAGUUCUCGCCGUACAACGCCAUCCAGGAUGAGGGCCGCCACGAGUUCACGCUCACGUUCAGCCAGAUCCAGGCGGACAUGCGCGACGUCGCAUUCUACUUCCGCAAGAAGAGCGGAUUCCCGAAGUUGAGCGACUCGGGCAUCGCGGACGUGCUCCUCGGUGGGCACGGCCUCACAGUUACCGCACGCGUUGCGAGCUCGGGCAAGGACCGAUCGUCUGUGUUCCACGUCAAGGAUGUGAACGUCAAGGUCGACACGCUCAAGUUCAGCAUCCGCGACAGCAAGCACGACCUACUCUACAAGACGCUCCGGCCGCUCGCGACCGGCCUUGUCAAGCGGCAAGUGCAGAAGGCGAUCGCGGACGCGGUGCGCACUGGCUUGGAGUACGUCGACGGCCAGCUCGUUACCGUGCGCGAUCGCAUGGAGGAGGCGAAGGAGGACGAGAACCAGAGCCGGACGCAGGCGCUGCAGGAGCUGUUCCAACGCAAGAAGGAUGAGGCCUCGACUGCGGCGUCAAAGGGAGACGCGAAGACGGGCACGUUCAAGGUCGUCUCGAAGCGCGACUCGGCGAUCCUGCAGGAUGUCGGGCGACCCGAGGGCUGGUCGAACCGCGCGCAGGAGCGGGCGGAUAAGGCGGUGCAGGGCGAGACGUGGCACUCGGAGGCGUUCGCCAUCGUCUGAGUGCUGUCGUGCUCUGUCCUGAGUUGACUUGACCAGCCCAAUGUCUGUGCGUGUGCGAAUAUCUGAUUCUGAUUCCUCGCUGCAUACCCCCAAACGUAUAUCUGAAUCGGACUAUUCUCCUUCUAUCCUAUAUCCUCUAAACCUCUCUGCGUGCCGGUGACCCACUGGCGAGCGCGUAUCGUACCACACAUUUCUAGUAUUACCUUUUGGACGUUCAUCCUAGUACUUCCUUGUAUACCUUCCGGCUUCCUUCUCCAGGAACCGUGUACACUAUAGUUGAGUGUAGCAGCAGUUCUUUGUAGCGAUUGACCGUACAAGAUCAUUCCUUCUUCAUUUCCG
This is a messenger RNA of Rhodofomes roseus, 3170 nucleotides long. RefSeq lists its product as uncharacterized. The transcript is spliced from 11 exons. The record is from RefSeq and is a predicted model, not a curated record. The coding region runs from base 348 to 2831 and encodes 827 amino acids. NCBI's taxonomy places the organism in Eukaryota, Fungi, Basidiomycota, Agaricomycetes, Polyporales, Fomitopsidaceae. Gene Ontology annotation, molecular function: lipid binding.